CUCCCUCUCCUCGACUCCUCCUCGCCGGCUUUGGGAAAAUGUCGCUGCUGCUCCGCCGCCUCGCCGGCGCCGCAGCGGGCCGCCAUCUCCGCCGCGCGCUCUCCACGGCCGCGUCACGCCCUCCGUGGCGCAUGAUCCUAACCGAGGCGGAGCUGGACAGGUCAGGGGCGCCGUCGCGGAGCGCGCGGGCGUCCUUGGACCUCGUCGAGCCCCCGCGCUCCUCCCGCCUCUCCGUCCCCGCCCACUUCGUCAACCCCGGCCCCCUCCCGGACGCCGAAGGGGACGCCGUCGGCUUCGUCGGCUGGGUCAUCGGCGGCAGCGGCGACGGGCUCCUCCUCCUCAAGUUCUACGACACCCGCUACCACGCCCCCGUCGUCGCCAACGUCCGCCUCGCCGUGGCGCUCCAGCUGUCCAGGACGACGAGCGAGGGCGUCCUCGACCCGGACGUCGCGCACUUCGUCUGCAACCCGCUCAGCGGCCAGAUGUACCGCCUCCCGCCCGCCAUCGAGACCACCAAGUACAGCACGGGGCGCGGCCUCCUCACCCGAUCCGAGUCCCGGCACGGGCCGCCCGACAGGUACGUGGUCGCGGAGCUCACCAGGGGGGAGUCCGGGAGCAGCGUGCUGCGCCGGUUCAUGUCGGAGACCGAGGAGUGGGACGAUGUGGCGACGGUGCGGUCCUCCUCGGGCUCGGAGAGGGCGGCGGCGGCCGAGCGGGUGAUGCACCUGGACCACCAGGUGGUGGCCUUCGGCGGCCGGCUGUGGUGGGUGGACGUGAGCUGGGGCGCCCUCUCCGUCGACCCGUUCAGCGACCGGCCGGAGGAGCGCUUCGUCGAGCUGCCCAAGGGCAGCGUACUGCCGGACCUGACCGGAAUUGGGGGGAGACGGAUUCUUGGCUUGUAUCGGCGGAUGGGGGUCAGCGAGGGGAAGCUCCGGUACGUCGAGGUGUCCAAUGCGAAGAAGCCGUUCGUGGUCAGCGCAUUCUCGCUCGACGAUGAGGGCAGCAGCUGGACGCUGGAGCACAGGAUGGAGAUCACCCCAAGCUGGAAGGGUGAGCUCAAGGUGCCCGAGAAGCCGCGGAUCGGCGCCAUCGAUCCACUGAACGCCAACGUUGUGUACCUGAUAUUCCUCCACGAGGUUCUUGCCGUGGACAUGGCCAAGGGCGAGGUGAUUGGGAGGAGUUCUCCUGAUGACGUCAACUCUAGUUCAGUUGUGCCAUGCAUCCUACCACCGUGGCUCGAAUCAUGUCAGAUCCCCUCUGCAGCAACCCUUUCGAGCAAGAAGACUGAUGUUGAAAGAAAUACUCUGGCAGACACACUGGUUCGUGUGGAUAGAGGCAGUUAAAACUGAACUGCAUCAGUCGAUUCAUCUUUUGGUUCCUUGGGACUGACUGGAAGAGAUGUUCGAGAGAACUUGUUUAGAUGGUAGCAGUUUCCUGAAGUACCUGAACUCUCGUUUUUGGGGGAUGCUGUGAGAAGUUUGGGUUUUGAUGCGCAUUUGGACUUUGCUGGUCCAACUUGUUGAAUUUCGUUUUGGACAAACACCGGGGAAUGUUAACAUAUUUUCGUAUUUUUCCUUUUCUUCCAUACCUGUUGAAUGGUUAAGUAGAAUGAGUAUCUCCAAGUAGAAGCUGGGCAUGGUACUCCUAUGAACCCAAUGUUUGUUUUCAGGACACUUAUCUCUCAUAAGCAUUUAAACUAUCUUCGCUUGUAAGACGA
Oryza sativa Japonica Group (Japanese rice) is the source of this 1717-nucleotide messenger RNA. RefSeq lists its product as uncharacterized. The record is from RefSeq and is a predicted model, not a curated record. NCBI's taxonomy places the organism in Eukaryota, Viridiplantae, Streptophyta, Magnoliopsida, Poales, Poaceae.